UCUAUGGAGGCCCAACAGCUUCAACUGCCCGCCAAACAGCCGCCGGAAGUACCGGCCCUGAGGGGUGGAGUUGAGCUGGUGGCGGCGACAGCGGUUGCCAGGAUCCCGCGUUGCCGCCUGAGGGACCCGUAAUAUGGCGGGGAGGAGGAGGAGGAGAAGGCGGCGGACCUAGAUGCGCUCUAUCUGAACCGACUGAGGCCUUUGCUUAUUGAGGAGGCUGGUCCACGGGCAGAGAAGCUGACCGGACAGUAGGUGUCAGUGCCUACUGUAUGUGUCAUGGCGAUUCAGUGAGCAAGACUGAGAAGGUACCUGCUCUUAUGGAGUUUAUAUUUUGGUGGAAGAAGAUACCCCAAACUCAAGGAAAUAAACGAGAUCAUUUCAGAUAGUGUGUACGGUGGGAAGAUGGAGAAAUAUGAGGAGUUCUGCGAGAAAGCGCUGGCCCGAGCUCAGGAAGCAUCCCUGUCCACAGACAGCUUCCUGCCUGCCCAGGCAGAAAGUGUCUCACUCAUCCGUUUCCAUGGGGUGGCUGUACUUUCUCCACUGCUUACCAUUGAGAAGAGAAAGAAAAUUCAAGAGGAAAAGCAGAAAGCACUUGAUGUGCAAACAAGAAAGCAGGCCAAUAGGAAAAAAGCCUUACUGACUCGUGUCCAGGAGAUUCUUGAAAAUGUUCAGGUUAGAAAAGCACCAAAUGCCAGUGAUUUUGAUCAGUGGGCGACAGAAACCAUUUACUCUAAUCCAGAAGUCACAGACUUGCAUGUUCCUGUUACAAUUCCAAACAGCUUGCUGAGCCCCACUGAACACUGCACUUCAGUAAAGCUUGAAAAGAUAACUGGACUUUUGCCUGUGAAUAAUGAGGACCAACAAAACCCUAAGAGGAUGGGGUUGCUUAGAGACUCAGAGGUGUCUGGUUCUCUGAAGCAGUGUGAGAGUCCAGAAAGCAGGCAGGCAGAAAAUGGAGCUGCUGUAAGGCUCUCUUCAGCAAGCUCGCAGGAGACUGUCAUUUCUGAUGGUCCCCUCUUAGUAAAGGAAGAACAGGACCCAUCAUGUUUGGCUGAAGUCACUCCAGAUCCCUACAUAAUGAGCCUUCAGAAUCUAAUGAAGAGGUCAAAGGAAUAUGUGGAAAGAGAGCAGUCUAGCCGGAGUCUGAGAAAUAGUUUAAAGAGAAGUGUUAAUGAAACUCAUUCAGACAAAGAAAACGAUGCUGCUAAGGCUAGCGACUGUAUAAAGGAGAAGGCCCCACCCAUGCCCAUAGGCAGGCACUGUGGCUCUGCCAUCCCCGACAAACCAAGCCUUAAUAAGUCAAAUGUCCUCCUCCAAGGUGCUUCACAAGCACGCAGCAAAGGCACGUCAGUUUUAGCUAGCUUUUCUAAAAUAGACCUACCUACAGGAACUGCUCCUCCCACUGCUCCAGAUGCCGAAUCAGAUUUUAAAGUUGUUCCUACCUUUGUUACUGAAAAUAAAGUAAAAAGUCUUACAGGUCCAUAUGCCAAAUUACCUAGUCCAGAGCCAAGUAUGAGUCCUACAUUGCAUCGAAGGCAUUCCCGGUCAUCAUCAGCAUGUCAGAUCCUUAUAAACAACCCAGUAAAUGCCUGUGAGCUAAGCCCAAAGGGAAAAGAAGAGGCAGUGGGUAGAAUUGCUCCCGCUGCUGCUGAAACAGCAAAUGAAUCUGAAAUUGUGCCAAAGUCACCAACUGAUUUGACAGAGGUUUAUUCAAGUAAUGUUUCUGCUACCAAAACCACGUCUGAUAGCACAAGAGAGAUGGUUGUGGGUAAGCCAAGUCAGGUGCGGCAGGCUUUAGGAAAUCAAUUGGGCAAUAACGUCACUGUUGAGCGGUUUGCUGUGGAAGGUCCCUUCAUACCUGUUGAUAGGGGAGCCCAGAAUGUGGACAGUACUUGUAUGGCUGUGCCCAAGUUGCCUGAACUGCAACCCACCAGUCAGUGUGCGUCAAGUCAAACCUUGGAAGAUGUGGGUGGACUCAAGUCAGCCAGUAUGCUAGGAAAAAACUCCUGCAACUUACAAAUGGAACUGAAUAAAUCUUACGAUGUGAAGCACCCAUCUCCCUUACUUAUGCAAACCCAGAAUUGCAGACAGCAGAUGGACACACCUCCAGUGCUCUGUGGAAACGAACAGUUCGUAGAUAACAGUUUCGAAAGAGUUAAGCGGAGACUUGAUUUAGAUGUUGAUAGUUUACAAAAAGAAAAUUGUCCUUAUAUUGUAACAGCUGGAGCAGCUGAGCAGGAGUGGGACCGUCUGCCAGAGAGAAGAUGCCCCAAGGGAUCUGUCCACAUCAACAAGAGUAAGAUGCUGGAAACUAGCCCCAAAGAAGGCCAGGAGCUACUGAAAAGCAAGAUGUUAGCUUUUGAAGAAAUGCGCAAGAGACUAGAAGAGCAGCAUGCCCAGCAGUUAUCACUUCUCAUAGCUGAGCAGGAGCGGGAGCAGGAGCAGCUGCAAAAGGAAAUAGAAGAGCAGGAGAAGAUGCUGAAGGAGAAGGCAGUUAUGACGGAUGUCUCUGACUUGAACAGUGCGCUGGAGCUAGAGUGGAGAAAAAGAAGCGAUUCUGUUUUGCUAGAAACCAUGCUGUCCCAAGUGGACUCACUCCAGACUUCAAACAACUCUGGCUUUAUAAAUUCUGCCCUACAAUAUAGCUUUGGCUCUACAAGUGAAGCACCGUUCUACCUCUGGGGAUCACUGACCAGUGGCGUGACCAAACUCUCAGUAACAAGGCCUUUUGGACGGGCCCAAGCUAAGUGGUCUCAGGUCUUUAGUCCAGAAAUACAAGCAAAAUUUAACAAAAUAACUGCCGUGGCAAAAGGGUUUCUUACUCGUAAACUUAUGCAAACAGACAAACUGAAGCAACUUCGACAAACUGUAAAAGACACGAUGGAAUUCAUACGAAGCUUUCAGUCAGAAGCCCCUCUGAAGAGAGGUGUUGUCUCAGCCCAAGAUGCUUCCCUUCAGGAACGAGUGUUAGCUCAGUUGCGAGCUGCCCUGUAUGGUAUUCAUGACAUCUUCUUUGUGAUGGAUGCAGCUGAGAGAAUGUCAAUUCUCCAUCAUGAUCGAGAAGCCCGCAAAGAGAAACUGCUCCGGCAAAUGGAUAAGAUGAAAAGUCCACGAGUGGCGCUUUCAGUGGCAACACAGAAGUCCCUCGACAGGAAGAAGUUCAUGAAAGUUGCUGAAAUGGGAAUGCCAAAUAAGAAGUUCCUGCUUAAGCAAAACCCUUCAGAAACAAGAAUCCUUCAGCCAAACCAAGGACAGAAUGCACCAGUUCAUAGGCUACUUAGUAGACAAGGAACCCCUAAGACACCAGUGAAGGGGGUUGUGCAAAAUAGACAGAAGCCUUCACAGAGCAGAGUGCCUAACAGAGCGCCUGAGGCAGGAGCAUAUGCAGGAAAAAUCCAAAGAAAGCGGCCAAAUGUUGCGACAAUUUAAGAAGACAGCACUCGCUGGGCUGAAGCCGGGGAGCAGGGCUGCUGCCACCCACAUUCCACUCUAGUCGGGGCUUCUGACUUAGCCCUGGACUCUGCAGCAAAGGGACAGCAAGGGCUGAGCAUUGUCCUGUAUAAUCUCAGCUUGGAGAAUCCCUGCCUCAUUUCCUAUGAAUAUUGUUUGGAUAAAAAUGAUUAGUAUUUAGUAAUUGUCUUGUUUCUGAGCUUAGCCUAUAUAAACAUAUUGUAUGUGCCCAGA
Messenger RNA from Mastomys coucha (southern multimammate mouse), 3684 nucleotides. RefSeq names its product centriolar coiled-coil protein 110 (gene Ccp110). Bases 403 to 3429 code for a protein of 1008 amino acids. The record is from RefSeq and is a predicted model, not a curated record. The transcript has 16 exons. Gene Ontology annotation, cellular component: centriole. Lineage: Eukaryota; Metazoa; Chordata; Mammalia; Rodentia; Muridae. Gene Ontology annotation, biological process: centrosome duplication; centriole replication; regulation of cytokinesis.